Messenger RNA from Rubroshorea leprosula, 3388 nucleotides. The record is from the annotation of a GenBank genome assembly. Lineage: Eukaryota; Viridiplantae; Streptophyta; Magnoliopsida; Malvales; Dipterocarpaceae.
AAUCUCCCCUUUAUGACAGCAUUUUUAACCACUAGGCUAUCAUUAUUAUUUUGAUCAGUCAGAAUUUCAUUGUUAGGAAUACAAGGCCUGCUAGGUUAAUUUUCUCUGUUUUGUUUUUUUGGGUCCCCCCCAUGGGUGAAACCAAAGGAGACACCAAACCACCCAAGCAGCCUCGACCUCAGCAUUCUUCUCCUAAAGAUCUGGCAGAGGAAUCAUCGGAAUCAAGGCAGCAGCAGCUCCACCACCAGCAACCACCGCCUGUGGUUGUCACGCCACCUCCUUUCAUCUCUGCGCCAUUAUAUGUUCCAAUAGCUGAAAUUCAACCACAGUUUGAGACGGUGGAUCCCAAGAGACCCAGAUAUAAUAGUGGCCAAUGGAAAUUGCUACCUUCUCCUUCCAUCCAAGCUCAUACCCAGACAUCGGAAUCAACCCCUUCUCCCACCGCAAACCCAGGGAAUCCCCAAACCCAAGCUCACACCUCCGCCGCCGUUUCAUCCUCGGAUACAGCCUCUUCUCCGCCUCUCUCUCCUCUCCCAUCAACCCAAGAAGCCAACAAGCCAGAAGGAGAGCAAUAUCACCACCACCAAAUCAGGAAGGGGAAAUAUGUGAGCCCUGUUUGGAAACCAAACGAAAUGCUAUGGUUAGCCAGGGCUUGGAGGAUCCAGUACCAAGGUGGGUCUGAUGGGUCUGGCCAGUCCCCCCACCUCGCCGGAACUGAUGUCACCGUUCAAUCAACCAGAGGCAAAACUAGAGCUGAUAAAGACAGAGAAGUAGCAGAGUUUUUGAACCAACAUGGCGUGAACAGAGAUGCCAAAACUGCCGGUACCAAAUGGGAUAACAUGUUGGGGGAGUUCAGGAAGGUGUAUGAAUGGGAGAGAGGAGGGGAAAGAGAGCCAAUUGGAAAAAGUUACUUCCGACUCUCUCCAUAUGAGAGAAAGCUAUACAGAUUACCUGCUUCUUUUGACGAGGAAGUGUUUGAGGAAUUGUCUCAGUUUAUGGGACCUCGCGUGAGGACUUCCCAAAACAGAGCAACUUCCUCAAUUGUUCCUGCAGGUGACGAUAAUAGACCCAUUUUUCUUUCGAGCUCAAGAGCUUUAGCCCCUCCCCCUCCUCUCAAACCAGAUGACUUUCCUCUUUCAGGGAGGAGUAAACACAAUAUAAUUUCGAGCGGAGGUGAUGCAUUCUUUCAUGGGAAUCGAGGGAGUUUACUAGGGUUUGAGUCUUCACUAGAGCACGGAGUUGGAGUUGGGGUUCCUUCUUCAUCUUCUAAGGAGCUUAGGAGAAUUGGCAAGAUCAGAAUGACAUGGGAGGAAUCCGUGAAUUUAUGGGCGGAAGAAGGGGAGCACCAUAGAGGGAGAAUCCGGAUUCAAGGUACAAGCUUUUUGAAUGCAGACGAGCUCACAUUCUUCGACGAUACCAUGGUUGCUUGCACCAUGGAAGCCUUUGAAGAUGGCCCUCUUAGAGGUUUCUCAGUUGAUAGGUUCCUUAAUGGACAACAAGUCAAAGUCUUUGGUAGAAGGAAGCCUUCAUCUUCAGGACUCAUUGAAAGAUCUCUCCGUCCAUUGACAGAACCCUCCAUAAAAUCGGUGCCGCCGCCAACGCCGUUGGAAUUUCAAGAUCCAACCGACAACUACAUUGAGUGUUUACGAGCGCCGCCACCGACACUACCCAGCCUGCUCGAACUGUCAUGGCACAUACAAGAGCCACCGCCGGAGGAGUACCGAUUUCCACUCCGAAAAGACGUGUACAGAGAUUUGCCUCCAGGGAAAGAGAUCUUUUUUAAUCCUAGUGAGCUUUUGGAUUCAAGAGCCUUCGUAUAUGACAUUCUAUCCCCAGUUAUCCGAACAAACCCUAGUCUGACUGCCGCUACAGCUUCCAGCAGGGACUCUUUUAUUAGCCUUUGGGACGAUUGCAUCAAUCGAAUCGUGUCCAAGUUUUGUCCAGUCGAAAUGGGUUUCAUCCGAAAGACAUCCACAUCCACCGAGCCGUUGCAGGAUCAGUGGCCGAACGUCACCGGAUUUGUUAAAAACUUCUGCUUGUGGAGAGGAGAAGAGGUUGAUCAAUUAGGGGAAGGUCAGCUCGAUCCUUCAUUUUCAAUCGUUGAAAAGCUUCUAUGGAGUUUCAAGGAUCUUCCAUACCUUUUAGGGUACUAUGCAGUUGGGUUCUUGGUUACAUUUUGUUCGUUAAGCCGGAUGCAGGAUCGGAUUAUCCGGACAGAUUUAUACACCGUUGAUCUUUCUUCUCCAUCGGAGAGAAUCAAAGCCCUAGUACCGUGUUGGAGAAUAUCAUGCCUUCUGCCGUUGUUAGCGGAUCAAUUAUGCAGUGGCAUCUACAAGCAGUUCCCUUUUAGUGAUUUCGAGAGAAUCGAUGUAGGAAACGGAAGCAUCAUAGAAAUGACGCCGAACACUGUGGUCAGAACAUUCUCCACCAAGAGGAAGUGGGUAGCCGUGAAGGAAACGCAUGAUAUACUUGAUCAUCGGGUUCCUCAUGCUGAAUUCAUUUUCCGGGCAUCAGAGAAGGAUAUCGCAUUGGUGUUUAAGCCGAGAGGGUGUAGGUUCAAACCGGCGAACAUCGACCAGCUUGUGGAGGCUCUCAUGUACGUGACAAAAGCAUUGGUGGCUCUCCAUGACUUAUCCUACAUGCACAGGGACCUGGGUUGGGACAAGGUGAUGAGGAGGAGCGACAGGGAGAACGAGUGGUUUGUUUGUGGGUUCGACGAGGCGGUGCCAGCACCUCAAUUACACCCACACGGAGUCACAGUAACGGAGGCGCGUGGGAGGCACGCGCCUGAGAUGGGGAGACCGUUGCAUGGGGUGAAAGUUGACGUGUGGGGUAUUGGGUACCUGCUAAAGACCUCUGGGCUAAGCAACAUGCCGAAGAUGCUUAGAGAGUUGCAAAAUAGGUGCUUGGAUCAGAACCCUGAACAAAGGCCAACAGCAGCCGAUUGCUACCACCAUUUGCUGCAGCUGCAGUCGUCCCUGCAGUCAGUUGCGUCUGCCGCCGCCUCCGUCGCACCCUUCUGAAGUGACAUAAUAUUACAUUAAUUAUUUAUUAGUCAGUCCUGGGGGUUUUGUAACUUUUGUUUUUGUAACGAUCAUGAUCAAAGUUGUGUGUGACGCGGAGGCAUCAGAUGCAGUGGGUUUGUGGUGGUGGCAGUUUUUGAUACCUUAAAAUUGAAUGUGAUUUGCUAUGAGAGAUUUUCCGAAUGGAAAGAGCAGCCGCCAGCUGCUGUUAGUUUGGCGGCUUCUCAGUUGGGAUGGUUAGUCUUUUCUAUAUCAAAUCAAAUCCAGAAUUUAAUUUCGAAUUUUAUAUAAGAAAAAAAAUUUGUACUCCAACCCAUUACAGUGUCGAUGCCAGUGGUUCUGUACAACAAAGCGUUGCCCUCGGC